AUGUUUGUCUUAUCCAUAAUCAAAGAUACCAUUGCAAUUCUGCCAGCAAACUUUGGUGUGCCUCCAGCACAAGCUCUCAUUUCUGAGAUCAACAAAAAAUAUGCCAAUAGAGUCCUUCACGACGUAGGGCUAUGUAUUUGCACGUUUGACCUGGUAGAAGCGGGCGAAGGCAAAGUACGAUACGGAGAUGGGUGUUUAUGGUAUAAAGUCAGAUUCAGAAUGGUCGUUUUUCGACCAUUCGCGUCGGAAGUAAUCCUUGCUAAAGUGAAGUCAUCAGACGAAGACGGUAUUCGAUUGAGCGUAGGAUUUUUCGACGACAUCUAUGUACCUCUAGCAUAUCUACCGCAACCAUCUGCCUUUGACCCAAAUGAGCGUGCUCAUUUCUGGCUACCAGACUCGGAAGCAACAACCGCACACGAGCUUUUGGAGUCUGCAACAGCAGACCGGAUGUAUAUCGACCAGGGAGAAGUAGUACGGGUUCGCAUCGAGGCUGAUGAAUUUUAUGACGACGAACCUGGUCCGCCAAAAGCAUCGGAGGGUAUUGCAGUAAAACGAGAGGCCCGGCGCGCACCGUAUAGCAUGAUUUGCUCUAUCGCAGAACAGGGACUCGGGCCUGUCCCGUGGUGGAAGAGUGCCCAGCCUGAUGGCGAUGCUAUGGAAGCGGAAUGA
Molecule: messenger RNA, 669 nt
Organism: Suillus fuscotomentosus
Lineage: Eukaryota; Fungi; Basidiomycota; Agaricomycetes; Boletales; Suillaceae
Product: RNA polymerase III subunit Rpc25-domain-containing protein
Exons: 6
Coding region: 1-669 (222 amino acids)
Biological process (GO): transcription initiation at RNA polymerase III promoter; DNA-templated transcription
Cellular component (GO): RNA polymerase III complex
Source: RefSeq, a predicted model, not a curated record